Drosophila ficusphila is the source of this 1994-nucleotide messenger RNA. Its product is annotated as protein SMG9. The coding region runs from base 229 to 1704 and encodes 491 amino acids. Lineage: Eukaryota; Metazoa; Arthropoda; Insecta; Diptera; Drosophilidae. The transcript is spliced from 2 exons. The record is from RefSeq and is a predicted model, not a curated record. Gene Ontology annotation, biological process: nuclear-transcribed mRNA catabolic process, nonsense-mediated decay.
AAUUAUUAGUUUAAUCAAUCUUAAUUAGUAUAUAUAUUUGCCGUCAUUUCUCCACCAACUUUUUUUUAAAAUAAUAGCUUUAUUUUAGCUAUAUCAUUAGCUACAUUUCCAUGGCAAUAGCACAGCUGUUUACGUGCUUGGAAGUGUUGAAAAACGCGUAAGUCUUGUUGUUGACCCCCAAACGUGUAAGUUCAAAUACGAAAGCCACAAAUUACUGGAUAAGUAGGAAUGGCCGAGCCCCGUCGCCGGUUCCGCAACAAGAAGCGGGAUGAUCCCUCAUCCGGCCCCCUAGCUCCAGUGACAAUUGCGCGGCGUGAGGAUGCCCGCAUGGUGCAGCCUAAGAUUUUGCUCAAGAAGGAUCGCGACAGGGACAAGGAGUGGGAAGGGGAGCGGGAGCGAGAGAGGGAUCGGUAUCUGGAGAGGGAGAAGGAGGUGGACCCCAGUCCCAACAGCCGCAACAGCAACCCCGAGACACCGGUGGCCAUCAAGACGAUCAUCAUCAACCGCACAACUGAUUUACGUCCGGCGGAUAAGUGCCAAAUUUCUGUGUGCAGAGAUACUUCCGCCCAGGGCAGUGGUCAUCUGCCUGCCGUGGCAUCCAGCUCUGUUUGUGCUGCCCUGGUCAGCUCGGUGCCGAAUGGUCGGGGCAAAGGCCACUGCGGUGGUGGGGCAGGAACCGCUGGCAGCGCGAGCGGCGCUCCAAUUGUCCUUCAGGAGCAGCUGCAGCCACCGCGCAUGAAUCGCCCUACACCACUCAUUGUGGCCAACGGCAUCUUCAAUGCCAAUGCCCGCAAGUUGUUUCACAAGACAAAUACAGACUUUACUGUCAUCGGCGUUCUUGGUGGUCAAUAUUCAGGGAAAAGCACGCUGCUCAAUCUCCUAGCUGCCGAGCGGUCUCUGGACUACGACUACUACCAGCACCUGUUCUCUGCGGAGGCGGACGAGUGCAUCUUUGCCACGCGGCACAAGGUCAAGCCAAAUAAUGGCCAGAAGAGUAUUUUACGUCCUCGCACAGAAACGUUGCAGUUUUUCAUCACCCAGGAGCGUCAUAUCCUGCUUGACACGCCUCCGCUGCUGCCCGUGGGAAAGGAGCCUGACCAACAGGACCUGUACUCCCUGGCGGCCAUGGCACAGCUGUUGAGUGUGUGCCACGUCCUGAUCCUGGUCGUCGACGGCCUGGCUGUAGAGCAGCUGCGCCUGAUAAACGCAGCCCUCCGACUAAGACCGACGGUGCCCUGCAAGGGCUAUGUGCGGGACCACCUGCCGCAGGUUCUGUUUGUGCGCGCGCGGGCCAGCCGGAUGGACUUCGAUCCGCAGCAUCGGGAACGGCUGGACAAGAAGCUGGCGUACUUGUACGGGCCCACGGGACUGCCCAUUUACCGGGGUAGAGGAGAGGGGCGCUGCCUGAACACCUUUCUGCUGCCGGAGGUGAGCGGUAACGGGGCCACCGCCUUCCAUCCCGGCUUGGGCGAACUGGUGCGUCAGUUUCGAGAGCGCGUCCUCGGAUCUACGCGCGUCUCUAUGUGCCACACCAGCACCGAGCUGAGCGAGGCCAUCUGGUUCGAGAUCCUUGCGGAGAGUGCCCGCCGGGGUGCGCCCCAUUUUGAGAAGAUCUACGCAGAGAUCAAGAUGCGCCACCUGGACACUCGCUGCCAGUGGCGGUCGGACAACUGGCGCAGCUUCCCCACAGGCCCAGAAAGCUGAUCCCUCGAUUCCGGACACGUAGCAGGAGUAGAACUAUGCAUUCGGGUCAUGGCUAUGGGGAACAUACAGAAGGGCUACUGCGUUCUCGUCUCCUGACUCAUCCGGGAAAUCCACAUGCCACCAGCCUGGGCAGCAAACGGGGACACAGCGUUGGACUCUAAUCUUAAGAAUAGUUAAUUGACUAGACUCGCAUUUAAGACUUACAAGACAUGGAUUGUCCCGAAACUUACAGUAUAAGCCUAGGAAAUAGUUAUACUGAAUUAUGAAAAAUAAACUGAAACUAUCAAAAG